Manihot esculenta (cassava) is the source of this 1238-nucleotide messenger RNA. RefSeq names its product 3-dehydroquinate synthase homolog. The record is from RefSeq and is a predicted model, not a curated record. Gene Ontology annotation, molecular function: oxidoreductase activity; 3-dehydroquinate synthase activity. Gene Ontology annotation, biological process: aromatic amino acid biosynthetic process. The transcript has 9 exons. Lineage: Eukaryota; Viridiplantae; Streptophyta; Magnoliopsida; Malpighiales; Euphorbiaceae. The coding region runs from base 2 to 1021 and encodes 339 amino acids.
CAUGACUGCUGCUGUUGAAAGAGGCUGGAACACCUUCAUCUUCGGGUCUGAACAUCGACAACUUGCCGAUGACUGGUCAUCAAUUGCAAUGAUAAAUCCCCUCUUUAUUAAAGAAGGAGAGGUUUUAGAUAGUGGAAGCAAUAGGGUUGCCACGAUUUUUCAGGUUUCAACUCCUGAAGAGCUACAGCAACUUCAACCAGAAAAUGCUCGGGCUGAGAAUAUUGUUAUUGAUUUACUGGAUUGGCAGAUAAUACCUGCAGAGAAUAUUGUUGCAGCAUUCCAAGGCAGUCAAAAAACAGUGUUCGCGAUCUCAAAUACACCUUCUGAAGCACAAAUCUUCCUAGAGGCUCUAGAGCUAGGUUUGGGUGGAGUUGUUCUAAAAGUUGAGGAAGCUGAAGCUGUCAUUGAGCUGAAGGAGUAUUUUGACAGAAGGAAUGAAUCAAGCAAUGUGUUGAACUUGACAAAAGGAACCGUAACUAAAAUUCAAGUAGCUGGAAUGGGUGAUCGUGUUUGUGUGGAUCUCUGCAGCCUCAUGAAACCUGGUGAAGGACUUCUGGUUGGUUCUUUUGCUAGAGGACUAUUCCUUGUUCACUCGGAAUGCUUGGAGUCCAAUUAUAUUGCUAGCAGGCCUUUUCGUGUCAAUGCAGGACCGGUGCAUGCAUACAUCUCUGUUCCAGGUGGAAAGACUUGCUACCUUUCAGAGUUAAAAGCAGGCAAAGAAGUAAUGAUAGCUGACCAAAAAGGUCAUCUACGAACAGCUAUUGUUGGCCGCGUGAAGAUUGAGACUAGACCUCUUAUCCUUGUAGAGGCAAAGAUUGAUUUUGAUGAUCAAAUGCAUUACAGCAUCUUCCUACAGAAUGCAGAGACAGUUGCCUUAGUACCUCCAUGCCAAGGAAAUGGAAUGCAAAAAGUAGCAGUUCCCGUGACUUCACUAAAGGUUGGAGAUGAAGUUUUACUGCGAAUACAAGGCGCAGCCCGCCACACAGGAAUAGAAAUUCAAGAAUUCAUUGUUGAGAAUUGAUCAAGAAUGAGGAUUUAUACUGUAUGUUGAAAUUGUUGGUGAUCAUCUGUGAUCAUCUGUGCUGCAAUGGGAACGAUGAUCGCCAUCCGCCAGAAAUGCUUCCAUGAAUGUCACAUUCUUGUUAUAUUUUUAUGUAGGAGUAAAAUAAAUUUAUAUAUAAAAUAAUAAAAUAUUACUUUUUAAACAUUUUGACUUGUUAUUAUCCUUCUCUCCCAUA